This is a messenger RNA of Aureobasidium namibiae CBS 147.97, 1290 nucleotides long. RefSeq lists its product as uncharacterized. Gene Ontology annotation, molecular function: hydrolase activity. NCBI's taxonomy places the organism in Eukaryota, Fungi, Ascomycota, Dothideomycetes, Dothideales, Saccotheciaceae. Bases 1 to 1290 code for a protein of 429 amino acids. The record is from RefSeq and is a predicted model, not a curated record. The transcript has 2 exons.
AUGCUGCGCUUGGGUCGCUGUCUGCCGCGCUCCAUCGAGACUCCGACUCCAAAGUUCUAUUGCGCUUCCCGCAGCCAUUACUCAACGCUAUCAUCCUCGCAUAGAGAGCAGGUGACUGUUCCGUGUAGAUCGAACGGACAUAUCACACUAAGUCUGUUUCACCCUCGCAUUGCUUCGGGUCCCGCGCCGUCCAUCAUCUUGUAUCUUCCUCCCGGGCCUUUGUUGCCUGCUGCCUUGCCCACUAUUGAUGUCGGCGCCGCACUUUCUUCAGUGACGUCGGCUACUGUCGUGCAGAUCAAUUAUCGUUGCUCGCCGGAACAUCGAUAUCCUACGCCUAUUCACGAUGUCUUGACAGGCUAUGAUUGGGUUCUCGAGCAUUUGGUCCCUAGCAGAUCUUUCUACCGUCCAGGUCGGUCUGCAAACCACAGGGUCAAACUGGCAGUAUGUGGUGAACUCAUUGGUGGCAGUCUUGCCGCCAUGCUCACGUUGACUGAGUGCCGUCUUCAAGGACCAUACGCUGCGGCUGCUGCAAUCAAUGAGCCCAUCCUCAGCUGGGUAUUCCCCGAGAAUGAAGAAGACGAAUACGAAACCUCUGUUGGUCGCCUCGCCUCGUACAUCCAAGAUUUGCAAAUCGGCCGAAAACAAAGAGCCAAAUCAAAACCUCGUCAGACGAGUUUCUCAACUUUUGGAGAGAAUGGUAUUCUCAAUGCCAGCACACUACUCAAGGCGAGGCACAAUCUGUUCAGACGUCCCGAGGACUACUUCGACACAUUUGCUUCACCAAUUCUCAACUUCCGAACUCCAGGAGUUUCAAUACCACCGCCACCACCAAAGACUCCCGCCGACGAAUUUGCCGAACUCGCCUUGUUCGAGCGCGAUGACUUCUAUCGGCAGCAAAUGAAGAUGAGCUCACUGUCAUACAGACUGCAAAAUCCAGAACAGCAGGAAGAAGAAUUGCCAGAGGGCAAGGAGCCGCGCAAGUCGCAUCGGAGAUGGCCUAAUGCAGGAAGUGGAUUGAGGUUACCUCAAAUGCGCAUCUCGUCUGCAGCAACCAGUCCACUAUCAGAUCAAGCUGGCGAGUUUGCGCGACUGAUCCAGAAAAGUAUUGUAUCGCAGGAGAUCAAAACUGUGGAGGCUGAGGAGGAUGAUAUGGCAAAGGAAGCGGCAUAUAUGCUUGCUGAGCGUCAGAUAUAUCACAGGCAGCCUGAAUCUCUACGCCUGUGGUCGCUGGGUCAGACGCACGAUUUGCGACACAUCGCGCACUGGUUCGAGCAGAUUCUCGAGCAGUGA